CUCAGCCGUGCAGGCCGCUUCCGUUUCCGCCUCCCAUCAGUUGGCCCGCGCCGGUUGUGUUUGUUGCUGCUGUAGUCCUUCGAGGUGACUUAAUCUGGAGUUGCUAAAGUUUCCCAUCUUUGGCUUUGCCCUUGUUGAUGAGAAGUGACACAGGAUGCACAAAUGCACAAUGGAAGUGGGCAGAAUCUCCGUUUGUACCAUCGUGGUUGUGAGUGUGUUAAGGGAAGAGAGAGUAAAUCAGUAGAGGAUGGAAAAAAGCAAAAGCAGCGGACCGACCUCCUCUUCAGGACUAUUGGUGGAACGGAGUUUAGCCUUCUGGACUCUUUGCUCGAUCGUUGUGCCCGUACUGAUCACCUUGUGGUGCAGCUUUCGGCGGUCGCGGAGACAAGGCCUGGUGCAGGACAUCUUACGCAAAAGCAAGCAUGAUUGGCAGUACGUGGACCUUUUCAGCCAGCCCACCUACUGCUGCGUCUGCUCUCUGCACAUCCUGCAGGGAGCUUUCUGCAACUGCUGCGGUCUGUGUGUCGACGAAGGGUGCCUGAAGAAGGCUGACCGUCGUUUCUCCUGCAAGGAGAUCAUGAUGAGAGGGGAAGGUGGGGCCUGGAUGACCCACCAUUGGAUCCGAGGCAACGUCCCGCUGUGCAGCUACUGUGUUGUGUGCAAGCAGCAGUGUGGCAAUCAACCCAAGCUUUGUGAUUACAGGUGCGUUUGGUGCCAGCACACCGUUCAUGAUGAAUGUAUGCAGAAUUCCCUGAAGAAUGAGACCUGUGACCUGGGAGAAUUUCGCAACUUAAUUAUCCCGCCAUACUACUUGUUCAGUGUCAGUCAGAUGCGGAAAGACAAAAAAAUGGACUACGGCAAGUUAGCUUCCUCCUACAGAAAACACUGGACUCCGUUAAUAAUCCUGGCUAAUACACGAAGUGGGAACAACAUGGGUGAAACAUUGCUGGGACAAUUUAAGACCUUGCUAAACCCAGUCCAGAUUUUUGACCUGACCAAGACGACCCCUGCAAAGGCUCUUCAGCUUUGCUCUUGGCUGCCUUUCAAUUCUGCUCGAGUCCUUGUCUGCGGUGGAGACGGCACUGUGGGCUGGGUCUUGGACGCAAUCGACGACAUGAAGAUCAAGGGGCAAGAGCGGUAUGUCCCCCAGGUUGCCAUCUUGCCCCUGGGAACGGGCAAUGACCUAUCCAAUACCCUGGGCUGGGGCGCUGGCUAUGCGGGAGAGGUCCCCGUGGAGCACAUUCUGCGCAACGUCAUGGAGGCCGAUGGAAGCAAGCUGGACCGGUGGAAGGUCCAGGUGACAAAUAAAGGAUACUACAAUUUAAGAAAACCAAAGGUCUUCACAAUGAACAACUAUUUUUCUAUCGGGCCGGAUGCUCUCAUGGCCCUCAAUUUUCACGCACAUCGUGAGAAAUCUCCCUCUCUGUUUUCCAGUAGGAUUAUUAAUAAGGCAGUUUAUUUUUUCUACGGAACCAAAGAUUGUUUAGUGCAGGAAUGUAAGGAUUUGAACAAAAAGGUUGAGCUAGAGUUGGAUGGAGAGAGAAUCGAUCUGCCUAAUUUGGAAGGGAUCAUUGUGCUGAAUAUUGGCUAUUGGGGCGGUGGCUGUAGACUCUGGGAAGGAAUGGGAGACGAGCCAUAUCCUCUUGCAAGGCACGACGAUGGCUUGUUGGAAGUUGUUGGCGUCAACGGCUCUUUUCACUGUGCUCAGAUUCAAGUGAAGUUAGCCAAUCCUGUCCGGCUUGGUCAGGCCCAUACAGUGAGGUUGAUCCUGAAGAAUUCGAAGAUGCCGAUGCAGGUGGACGGAGAACCUUGGGCACAAGGGCCGUGCACUGUCACCAUAACUCACAAGACCCACGCACUGAUGCUGUCUCACUCAGGGGAACAGACGGAUGACGACGUGUCCAGCGUAUCUGAACAGGAACUGGCCAAGGAUCAGACGGAUGAAGACAUUUAGGCCCGGGCCAGGUUUUGACACAACCGCUAGCAAAUUCGGCUUGGCUCUUGCCGAAAAGCUUUAGUGCUAACUCUUUCCGUCUCACAUGAGCCUUUUAAUGCCGUACCAUCGCUACGUUUAUAAAUAGCCUAGGAGUGACAAAAGCCAUGCUUCCAGCAAUUAAAACCAGCCUGUUCUGGGCUUCAAUUAAGCCUGCUGUAGGCUUAGAUUCAGCAAGCACUUUUGCUUUGGUGUAUAAUAUUAAGUGUGGAGGGGGAGGAAGCAAUCCCUUCGUAGUAACUUAUAUCCGGCGCUCUGCGGGUUAAAUGCCUCGUCAGGCGUUCAGAGCUUCUGGCACUUAGUUCUGGGUGAGCUGCCAUUAUUUUUUUGCAAUUGCCUCAAUUGAAUUUUGAGGAACAUGUUACAAUAUCAUGCUAUCAUUAGCGGGCCACGUGUUCCUGGGGCGGACAUGACUCUGCAUGAUCUCCGAACGUGAAUAGGAGAUUGGAAACACCUCCCAGUACUCUUUUCUUAUCUUCAUCCCCUUUUUGAUGGUCAGAGCAUUAUGUUUACACUGGUACUAACAUGGUUAACUCUGAAUAUCAAAGACGGGGUGGGGGUCGUAUGCCAUCUGUAGUAGAGUCUCCAGUUGUCCGUCAAGUGUUACUAAAUCUUAGUCAACUAAAAACAAUGGCAUAUCACAGCGGUUUUAUACAUUGACCUCCUAAUCGCGGACACAGGAAAGUCUAGAUCCAUAAGGUGGAUUUCUCACAAGUCAAGAUCUACUCAUUGGCAUUACUGUACUCACAGCAGGUGGGGGUGUUGAUCUUGCCUCCUGAUUGGCUGAUGAGAAGUUAAGAAUAAUAAGCUUGGGGAGUUUGAUUGUGGUCAGCUGUUACAACUGUGGGAGUCCAUAGUUGUGGAUGUUGCAAGCAGAUCUACCGGAGGUAGCAUGCGCACAGUAUGUUGAUUACUUCCGUAGCGAUUGCUGUAUUGUUUCUUGAAAAUGCCUGCUGACAACAGACCUGGCAGUUGGGAAUGUAUAUCUCGAGGAACUGAACAAUUUGUCUGGCACUGAUUUUGUCCAGAUAUCUUGAUAGAAGAUCUCCAAUCAGCAAAUGGCAGCAUGUUAUCAGAGAUCUAUAUGAAUUAGAAUGGUAAAGGAAGGAGCUGUGUGCACAAAUCCUUACCGAAAUGAGCAGGGGUCAGGCAAGGAUCGCGUUCCUGUCUUGUUUCCUGUGGGGCUUGCGUAGGGGAGCAUUCCUCCCACAAUAAAGCCUUAGUCUUAACA
This is a messenger RNA of Sphaerodactylus townsendi, 3224 nucleotides long. It is a transcript of the gene DGKE, whose product is annotated as diacylglycerol kinase epsilon. Gene Ontology annotation, molecular function: ATP-dependent diacylglycerol kinase activity. The record is from RefSeq and is a predicted model, not a curated record. Bases 248 to 1954 code for a protein of 568 amino acids. The transcript has 13 exons. Lineage: Eukaryota; Metazoa; Chordata; Lepidosauria; Squamata; Sphaerodactylidae.